CCCUAACUCCUCUCGGCCCGGCGUCCCCCGCGGCCCGGAAGUGUUUCCUCUGGCAAGAUGGCGCGUGCAGGGGUUCUGCUGUGGGACCUACGCCGCCUGUGUCGAGUGCUGCUAUUCCUUUCGCAGUUCUACAUCCUCUCGGGCGGCGGAUCCUUCAGUGUAGAGCCUUCGCAGCCGCUGGCUCAGUCCGACAAGGAUCCGGGCCCCACACGUACGUUCACAGUAGUGCCCAGGGCAGCAGAAAGCACCGAUAUUCCACCUUAUAUGAUGAAGUGUCCGAGCAAUGGUUUGUGUAGCAGACUUCCCGCAGACUGUAUAGAGUGCAAGACCAAUUUCUCCUGUGUCUAUGGGAAGCCUGUCACUUUUGACUGCACAGUCAAACCUUCUGUUACCUGUGUUGAUCAAGACUUCAAAUCCCGAAAGAGCUUUGUCCUCAACAUGACUUGCAGGUUCUGCUGGCAGCUUCCGGAAACCGACUACGAGUGCUCCAGCUCCACCAGCUGCAUGGCGGUGUCCUGCCCGCGGCAGCGCUACACGGCCAACUGCACCGUGCGGGACCACGUCCACUGCCUGGGCAACCGUACUUUUCCGAAAAUGCUGUACUGCAACUGGACUGGCGGUUAUAAGUGGUCUACUGCUCUGGCUCUGAGCAUCACCCGUUCUGCUACGAUUUUUAUGAUCUGUGUCCGCUUUUCAAGUGUCUGAUGCCUGGAAAGCCUUGUGACUAAAUGGAAUCCCUGAGAGACUUUGAAUUACAAAGUUCACAAUGUUUAGUAGUAGUGAAAAUAGUUGCUCUAGGAGAUCUGUGUUGACUCAGCUUUUGUCACCGUGGUAAAAGAUCCGGGACAUAAAACCCGCCACUUUGAAGUGCGCGCCUCAGCAGCACUGAGCACCUUCACGUUGUCACGGGGCCGUCGCCUCCGCCCAUCCCAGGGCUUUCUCUUCUUCUAACCCCAGCUGAACGGGUUUCAUCCGCUUUUUUUUUUUUUUUUUUUUUUUGCGGUACGCGGGCCUCUCACUGCUGUGGCCUCUCCCGUCGCGGAGCACAGGCUCCGGACGCGCAGGCUCAGCGGCCAUGGCUCACGGGCCCAGCCGCUCCGCGUCAUGUGGGAUCUUCCCGGGCCGGGGCACGAACCCGUGUCCCCUGCAUCGGCAGGCGGACUCUCAACCACUGCGCCACCAGGGAAGCCCCAUCCGCUUUUAAGUUUAGCAAAUUGAGCAUUAAACUAGGAGCAAACAAGAAUGAGUGCUAUUUCCCAUUGCGGAAGCUCCUAAGGCACUGGGGACCCUGGCGGCCCGGGCAGUAGGACAUGGGUGAUGGGGGUUGUGGGGGGCACCAACGCCAGAUGCUCCCUGCAGAUAAGUGAUGGGGGCUGGGGCACAAGAGCAGCCGUCCAUCCAGAAGGACAUAAACCGGACGCAUUUGUGGGGCGGCUCUCCCACUGCGUUGCUGCAACAGAGGGAGGACACCCCCGUGGAGACCCCAGGCGGGUGGGCAGCUACUCCUCGUGAAGGCCCUGGAACGCCAAGGGCUCCCGCUUCUGCCUCACGCUCAGUCCUGGGCGAGCUCAGAAUCCCCUUCCAAGCUGGAAGCUAUGGUUCUGAGAGCAGAAAUCAGCUGCCGGAGCACCAAACCUCGGGACUUGCAGAGCCGCCCUGCGGACCCCCGUCUGCAAAGGGGUCCUCCCGUGACGCAGCCCAGAGGCCCCCCGUAGGUCCAGAAUUCACUCCACCUGUGCCUCAGCUGUCAGGCCUCAAGCCGAGACAGGACCACAGUGGGGGGAGGUCUAAGGAGGGGCUGUGGUCUCCGUGAGCAUCUGAGAUGGUUUCUCCCUGAGUUCGAUCCUCUAAGCCGUCAGCCGGUGGCCACCUCGCUGCCUCUCUGAUGCUCCUUGGGGACUCUGACACGGAAGUGCACACCCAGCACUGACUUGUCGUUGGCCUGAGUGAAUGAACAGAUGGGCAGACAGGCAGAUGGACAGCACGGUUUCUUCUCUCUGGACCACUGCCUGCCCAGGCUGAUGAGUCCUCCUGACUGGGCUGUAGAUUUUCCUUCACGACUCUUGACCCUUUGUUCAGAGCUCUUGCCUUUUCUGGUCCCCACGCCUCACCCCAUAAGCCCUUAGCUGUUUUUUCUCUGUUGAAAGAGUCCUGAUCCUUCACACCAAAUACCUGUCAACCCCAGGCCCCCAAACCUCUUCUUUCCCUUUUCCCACAUUUUCUUACACCAAGUUCUGUCCACUAGAAAUACGAUGUAAGCUACUGAUGCAGCUUUAAGUUCCCUCGAGAAACAGGUGAAAACAAUUAUAACAUCUUAUUUAACCCCAUGUAUCUAAAUGCCAUCAUUUCUACAUGUAAUCAAUAUUUAAAAAAUCAACGAACUAUUUCACUUUUUUUUUUUUAACUAUGUCUCUGAAAUCCAGUGUGUAAGUGUGUUUGGCCAGGCCACAUUUUGAGAACUCAGAGCUACCUGUGGCUGCCCUAGCCGGAAUCGGGCCCAGGCCUGCUGGGGAAGGAGGCACCUGGAAUCAGGGCCGAUGAACGCGGCCCGGGCAGCGGGAGGUGUGCUGAGCUUGGUGCAGCCUCCGUGUCCCCAUCCGUGAGAUGUGGGCGUGAGGCCCACCUCCCAGGAGUGGCGAGGCGGGCCCAGUGCAGAUGCACAGUGGCACCUGGGUGAAUCUAGCUGUGUGGUGGCCUUGGGGCGUCUGAAUAGGACCUGGAUCUCACAGGUGCUGCAGCAGGUCUAGGACACGUGAUGGGCAGGUGGGCGGUCCCUGACCUCUGCUGCUUUUCCCGUACC
Orcinus orca (killer whale) is the source of this 2800-nucleotide messenger RNA. RefSeq names its product TM2 domain containing 3 (gene TM2D3). The record is from RefSeq and is a predicted model, not a curated record. The transcript has 6 exons. NCBI's taxonomy places the organism in Eukaryota, Metazoa, Chordata, Mammalia, Artiodactyla, Delphinidae. Bases 58 to 705 code for a protein of 215 amino acids.